AUGUCUGAUGAUAUAUCGAAGAGUCUCUAUGAGAGAAGGAGCGGUGCCCUCGUGUUUAAGGGCCGGGGAAGUUUGAAAGAUGAGAAGAAGAAGGAACGCAAAAAGAAGCACAGGAAGCGGGAGAGAGAAGGAGAUGAGUCAAGAGAAGACGAGGAGGGACUCGAGCUAGAGGAGGUUGAAGAGGUAGAAGGAGAAGGCCGCAUUGUUUCCAGCGGCAGCACAAUUCAGGGCUUUGAGACCAAAUUCAUGGAUCAGUGUGAAACAGGAGAUGUUUUAAUGAUCAAGCAUCCGCUCACACACCAGGUCGAAAGGCGGAUAAUCAGUAAAAUCAUGACAAAUCGCAGCAUGACUGUCUCUGACGGUUUCUCAACAGAUCUCGUCAGCACAACCACUUUUGCAAUCAGAAAGGAAGGAGCUAUCUUGCGCAAGAAGGCACAGAAAGCAGCCAGCCGCGACAGAAAGCGGCAAAAAGGUGAUUCCGACGGAGAUUUUGACAAGGUCAUUCAAGAUGAGGUCUCCAGACAGCUUCAGAAGAACCUGAAAAAAGCCGCCAAAAUUGUCACGGUUCGGGAAAAAACGGGUAUGUGGGGAUACAAGGUAGUUUCCCGAAAAGCAGACCACGAAUUGACUGCUGAAGAAAGACUGGACGAACGGUGCAAGCAAGGACGAGAUAAGUUUUGUUGGUGA
This is a messenger RNA of Neospora caninum, 687 nucleotides long. RefSeq lists its product as hypothetical. The coding region runs from base 1 to 687 and encodes 228 amino acids. The transcript has a single exon. NCBI's taxonomy places the organism in Eukaryota, Apicomplexa, Conoidasida, Eucoccidiorida, Sarcocystidae. The record is from RefSeq and is a predicted model, not a curated record.